CUCUCAAUCGCAACUCAUAUCUAACCACCACAAAUAGGCCCUCAAUAAUCGUAUCCUAACCCCCCAGCGUGUUUUGCCCAAGCAUCCUACCCACUCCAUAGAAUUGUUAAACGCCCCCCGGCCACAGCACGCAAUGGCGACAGACUCUCCCAGCUUCGGCACAAUCCCGCAGAACGCGCCAGGGAAGCCGGAACCCUUCACCCUCCGCGUCUCGGACGAGGACCUAGCCGACUUCCGCUCGCUCCUCCGCCUCUCCAAGGUCGGCCCAGCGACGUGGGAGAACGGCCGCGGCGACGGCAGCCUCGGGGUCACGCGCGACUGGCUCGCGGGCGCCAAGGACGCCUGGCUGGACAGCUUCGAUUGGCGCACGCACGAGGCGCACAUCAACUCGUUCCCCAACUUCAAGCUGGCCGUCCAGGACGCCGAGUGCGGUGGCGAGCUGGACGUGCACUUCGCAGCGCUGUUCUCGGCCCGCCCCGACGCCACACCCGUCAUCUUCAUGCACGGCUGGCCAGGGUCGUUCCUCGAGUUCCUGCCGAUCCUCGACCUGCUGCGCCAGAGGUACACGCCUGAGACGCUGCCGUUCCAUGCUGUCGUCCCAUCGCUGCCCGGCUAUACGCUGUCGUCGGGCCCGCCUGUUGACAGGGACUUUACGCUGCGGGACGCCGCGCGGGUGUUGAAUCGGCUGAUGGUCGACCUCGGGUUUGGUGGCGGAUACGUCGCGCAGGGCGGGGAUGUCGGCUAUUUCUUGGCGAGGAUCAUGUCGGCCACGUAUGAUGAGUGCAAGGCGUUGCAUGUCAACUUUCUGUUCCCCGGUGCUGGGGACAUGCCGAAGACAUACGAAGGCCUUUCCGAGCAGGAUGUUCGUCAUAUUGAACGGACGAAGCAUUGGCGAGCUACCGGCAGCGCAUAUUCCUUGGAACAUGGCACCCGCCCUGCGACCAUCGGCUUGGUCUUGUCUUCGAGCCCACUUGCUCUGCUGGCUUGGAUCGGCGAGAAGCUCCUCGAGUGGGUGGAUGAGCCCCUGCCGCUUGACACUAUCCUACGCAUGGUCAGCCUCUACUGGUUUACGUCAACCUUUCCAAGGUGCAUCUACCCAUACAGGAGCAUACUUGCAAGCCACACCAAACCCCUUCCGAUUUCCAGGGAGAAGCCGCUGGGAUACUCGUAUUUCCCACAAGAGCUGGCCGGCCUGCCCGAAGCCUGGGACUCGCUGUUUCCAAAUCUGAAAUUCCGCUCCAGUCAUAGCAAGGGCGGGCAUUUUGCUGCUUUGGAACAGCCUGAGGCGCUCUUGGGAGACGUGGAGAAGUUUGUGAAGCUCGUUGGGCCUAUUCAGGGGACAGCCUCUGAGUGAUCAUUGCUGUUCUUGUGGAUGAAGGAUAAUCCCAACUUGGAACUAUCAAAAUAAUGACGAGGCCAAUUUCUACCACUGAGAUUGCAUUGGAUCAGUAUGUAAUUAGGCAAAGCAUAAUUAACUAC
This is a messenger RNA of Phialemonium atrogriseum, 1479 nucleotides long. RefSeq names its product Alpha/Beta hydrolase protein. Gene Ontology annotation, biological process: epoxide metabolic process. The record is from RefSeq and is a predicted model, not a curated record. Gene Ontology annotation, molecular function: epoxide hydrolase activity. Bases 134 to 1354 code for a protein of 406 amino acids. The transcript has 4 exons. Lineage: Eukaryota; Fungi; Ascomycota; Sordariomycetes; Cephalothecales; Cephalothecaceae.